UAUGAACACGGAUACUCAAUGUCAAUGGCAGCACAGUCGUGAUAUUUAAAAGUUUUGUCCGUUAUAAUUUUUCUGUGCAAUAUAUUAUUUUCAUCCUAAAAAAGUUUACAUAAAAUGUCCGAGUUUAGUACACCAGUGAGAACAAGGGUGAAAAGAGCAAGAUCACCCGUCUCAAUACCGCCUUCGCCCUUUUUAAAAAAAUUGGGUUAUGGAACUGGUGUCGGAGUUUACAAGCUUGAGCGAUCCCCUCAGGCAAAUAAAGUUCGUUCGCCGUGGGCUAUCAAGAAAUUACUUAAGCAGAGCGCAAAUAAUGCCGAACUAAAGAAACGUUUGUACGACGAAGCCGAAGUCUUGGGAAAGUUGAAUCACCCGAAUAUUGUGGGAUUUCGUGGAUUUAUUAAGAGUCACAAAAAUGAAAGUUGCCUGGCGAUGGAGAAAUGCAACGUAUCUUUAGGAGAUAUGAUAGAAGAGAGACGCGAACACGGUUUGUCUGCAUUUCCGGCUAUGAACCUCAUGAGAGUGGCUAAAGACAUCGCCGAGGCUUUGCACUAUUUACAUACAGAAGUUUUGUUAUUGCACUGUGAUGUUAAGUCGUUUAAUGUAUUAAUUAACGGCAAUUUCGAUGUAUGUAAAUUAUGCGAUUUUGGUGUAACUUUACCUCUCACACCCAGCGGUGAAGUUGAUUAUUUGAGAACAGGAGAAGAUGUUGAUUAUUUGGGAACACGCUUAUGGUCACCUCCUGAAGUCUUUAAAUAUCCUUGUAUUAUUACAACUAAAGCCGAUUUGUAUUCGUAUGGACUUACACUUUGGGAAAUGUUGGCCUUGCAACCUCCUUGCCUGGACAUUUUAGAUGAAAGUGAUACCUCUUUGGAAGAAAUUGACGAAGAAUCUCUAGUUGGAAAAAGACCUGAUUUACCUGAUAUUGACUUUGACGCGUCGUAUAAGUAUGCAUUAGAAAUUUUUCAUUGUUGUACAGAAUUUGACUAUCAUGAGCGUCCAUCAGCAUUAGAUUUGACAAUUAGCAUUCCAGAAAUGAUCAAAGAGAUGGACUCUAUCGUUAACUAGUUAUUUUAUUGCACAACGUUUUCGUAAUUCAUGUUAUUUUUUACCUAUAUAUACUGUAUUGCUAACUAUAAAAUUUUCAAUAUAUAUAAGCUUUAGAAUUUUAGCCUAUUCAUUCUUAUGAGAUGCCAAGGGCACAAAUUUUAUAUGAGAGGACUAAAAUUUCAGGACUAAUUGAACACUGACUAAUUCUUUACUGCCGGGCUACUCAAAAAAUAUGGUUCACAUUAAAAUUUAUGUCAUGGCGCAAGCAUAAGAAAUUAAAUUUUAUAUUAAAAAAGUCGCUCAUGUAGUUGAUCUUUCCAC
Messenger RNA from Photinus pyralis (common eastern firefly), 1368 nucleotides. RefSeq names its product lymphokine-activated killer T-cell-originated protein kinase homolog. Gene Ontology annotation, molecular function: ATP binding; protein kinase activity. The coding region runs from base 115 to 1065 and encodes 316 amino acids. The transcript has 2 exons. The record is from RefSeq and is a predicted model, not a curated record. Gene Ontology annotation, biological process: protein phosphorylation. Lineage: Eukaryota; Metazoa; Arthropoda; Insecta; Coleoptera; Lampyridae.